Manihot esculenta (cassava) is the source of this 4294-nucleotide messenger RNA. RefSeq names its product auxin response factor 19. Gene Ontology annotation, molecular function: protein binding; DNA binding. Gene Ontology annotation, cellular component: nucleus. Bases 445 to 3780 code for a protein of 1111 amino acids. Gene Ontology annotation, biological process: regulation of DNA-templated transcription; response to hormone. NCBI's taxonomy places the organism in Eukaryota, Viridiplantae, Streptophyta, Magnoliopsida, Malpighiales, Euphorbiaceae. The record is from RefSeq and is a predicted model, not a curated record. The transcript has 14 exons.
AUCAAAAAUAAAUAGAAAUACAUAGUGAGAGAAACUAAUCCCUCUCUCUCUCUCUCUCUUCCAUAUCACCGUUAGACAGAGAAACCAAACCAUUUUGUCUCCUUAAUGUAGGGGAAGAGAGGGGCAAACCUUCGCCAUUUGGUCUCCCUUCUCUGUGUAUUUGUCGGCUCUGUCUCCGGCCACCAUUUCCCGGCCAAACUCGCCGGAACUCACUUACCCAAAAGCGAAAAUCCACCCAUUAGUUGACUUUUUUUUGGGUUGGGUCACUGAGGUUUACUUUCCCUUUCUCUUCCCUUUUGAGCUGAUCUAGCUAAGUUCAUCACCUGAAGCGAAUCUUUUUCGCUUUUUAAUCUCUACCCUUUUCAGUUCAAAAAGCUACUUAUGCUAUGAGCAUGUGAAAAAUUACUGGAUCGAACCUUACUUAUAGUUGUGCCGGAGUAAGCAAUGAAGAUGCCGGCGAACGGUGCUGGAGUGUCUUCCGCUGCCACCACUUCCUGCGUCACCACUUCAAAUCCUUCUGAAGGAGGAGAGAAGAAGAGCAUAAACCCAGAGCUAUGGCAAGCUUGUGCAGGGCCGCUGGUGAGCUUGCCGGCGGCGGGAACUCUUGUGGUCUAUUUCCCUCAAGGUCACAGCGAACAGGUUGCAGCAUCAAUGAAGAAAGAUGUUGAUGCCCAUAUCCCGAAUUAUCCUAGUCUUCCUUCAAAGUUAUUAUGUCUUCUUCAUAAUGUGACCUUGCAUGCGGACCCAGAAACAGAUGAAGUUUAUGCUCAGAUGACCCUCCAACCUGUUCCUUCUUAUGACAAAGAAGCAUUACUGAGAUCAGAUCUUUCACUGAAGUCAAAUAAACCGCAAACAGAGUUUUUCUGUAAAACAUUAACAGCAAGUGACACAAGCACUCAUGGAGGCUUUUCUGUGCCGCGUCGUGCAGCUGAAAAGAUUUUCCCUCCUCUUGAUUUCUCCAUGCAACCGCCUGCUCAAGAACUUGUAGCUAGGGAUUUGCAUGACAACGUUUGGACUUUCCGUCAUAUUUAUCGUGGACAACCAAAGCGUCACUUGCUUACAACAGGGUGGAGCUUGUUCGUUAGUGGAAAGAGGCUUUUUGCAGGUGACUCUGUUUUAUUUAUCAGAGAUGAAAAGCAGCAACUUCUCUUGGGCAUCAGGCGAGCAAAUAGACAACCUGCUAAUUUAUCAUCAUCAGUGUUGUCAAGUGAUAGCAUGCACAUUGGGAUAUUAGCUGCAGCAGCGCAUGCAGCAGCAAAUAAUAGCCCCUUUACGGUGUUUUAUAAUCCAAGGGCUAGUCCAUCAGAAUUUGUUAUUCCUUUGGCCAAGUAUUACAAGGCAGUGUGCAGCAACCAAGUAUCACUUGGGAUGCGCUUUCGGAUGAUGUUUGAAACUGAAGAGUCAGGAACAAGAAGGUAUAUGGGUACAAUUACAGGAAUUAGUGAUCUUGAUCCUCUACGGUGGAAGAAUUCACAAUGGCGUAAUUUGCAGGUCGGAUGGGAUGAGUCAACAGCUGGGGAAAGGCGCAAUAGAGUCUCACUCUGGGAGAUUGAACCAGUGACUGCUCCAUUUUUCAUAUGUCCCCCUCCAUUCUUUAGAUCUAAGCGUCCAAGGCAACCUGGAAUGCCAGAUGAUGACUCCUCUGAUUUAGAUAACUUAUUAAAGAAGUCAAUGCCUUGGAUUAGUGAUGAUUUCUAUAUGAAAGAUCCCCAAUCUGUCCCUGGCCUGAGCUUAGUCCAGUGUUUCAACAUGCAGCAAAACCCUUCCCUUGCUAAUUCAUUGCAGCCCAACUAUAUGCAAUCAUUCCCAGGAUCUGUUCUGCAGAACCUUACUGGGGCAGAUCUUUCGCGUCAGUUAGGACUGGCAGUACCACAGUUACCUCAGCCAAACAACUUACAGUUUAAUGCUCAACGGCUGCCCUUGCAAUCACAACCACUUGAUCAGCUUCCCAAGCUUCCAUCCUCACUGAAUCCACUAGGUUCCAUCAUGCAGUCACAGCAACAAUUAGGUGAUAUCAGUCAACAAUCAAAGCAAAAUUUGGUAACUCAGACAAUACCAUCAAGUCAAGUUCAAGCCCAAAUUCUACAGCCUCAAACUUUAGUUCAAAAUGCUAACAUUCUUCAGCAGCAGCCAUCUUUUCAAAGCCAUCAGCUUCCGAGAAACCUUCCUCAGACUCUGCAGCAGAAUCAACAGCAGCAUAUUGUAGGUCAGAACCAACAGCAAGGUGUAACACAAACCCAGAUGACUGAUCAAGUGAACCAACAAUUACAAAUGUCUGACAAUCAGAUUCAGCUUCAACUGUUGCAGAAGCUUCAGCAGCAACAGCAAUCGCUUCUUAUGCAGCAGUCUGUGCUGCAACAACCUAAUCAAUUUGUGCAGCUUCAGGAUCCACAAAAGCAGCUAUUAGAGGCAUCCCAGAGUUUUUCGAGGUCCAUGAGAACCAACCAAUUGUUAGAAAUGCCUCAAACAGCACCCACUUCACUCCCACAAUCAAAUAUUAUUCAACAGCAGAUGACAAAGAAUGGCAACCAGACUAAUGCUCAGUUCUCCCAUAUGCCACAGCAACUGAAGUUUCAACAACAGCAGCCUGGCAUAUUGCCUGAAUUGCCUGGACAAAUGGGACUUCCCCCUAGCUCAGGUAUCAAUCAUCUCCCUACAGUUGGUAGUGGCACAUUGACUGCUGCAGGAGCAGGGAUUUCUGGGAUUACUGAGGAGCUUCCAUCUUGUUCAACUUCACCUUCCACAAACAAUUGUGUGAAUGUGGUUCAUCGGGUACACCAAACCACAGCUAUGGGAGAUGACAUGGCUCAGUCUGCUGCAACACUCAUGAGUCCCAAUGCCUUGGAAACAAUGUCAUGUAGUGCUAACUUGGUUAAAGAUGUGCAACAGAAAUCUGAUGUUAAGCCCUCACUGAACAUUGCCAAGAAUCAAAAACAAGGAUUCUUUGCCCCUCAAACGUACCAAAAUGGUGCAAUGGCCCAGACAGAUUAUUUGGAUACAUCUUCUUCUACAACUUCAGUUUGUCUUUCUCAGAAUGAUGUUCAUUUGCAGCAGAAUAACAAUUCCUCUUCAUAUAAUCCACAUUCAAUGUUGUUGAGAGACAUAAGUCAAGAUGGGGAACUCCAGGCAGAUCCCAGGAAUAAUGUUCCAUAUGGAGCUAAUGUUGAUGACCAAUUGGGGGUUCCAAUGAACUCUGAGCAAGUGUUGACAAAAGGCAUCACAGGUCUGGGGAAGGAUCUCUCGAAUAAUCUCUCAUCAGGGGGCAUGCUUUCUAACUGUGAAAAUUCAAAAGAUCCUCAACAUGAACUUUCAUCUUCAAUGGUUUCCCAGUCAUUUGGAGUCCCAGAUAUGGCGUUUAACUCGAUUGAUUCCACAAUCAAUGAUAGCAGCUUCUUGAAUAGAGGUCCUUGGGCCCCUCCACCACAGUUUCAGCGGAUGCGUACAUAUACAAAGGUGUACAAACGUGGUGCUGUGGGAAGGUCUAUUGAUAUAACCCGCUAUUCCGGUUAUGCUGAGCUUAAGCAAGAUCUGGCUCGGAGAUUUGGUAUAGAGGGACAGUUAGAAGACGGACAGAGGAUAGGCUGGAAACUUGUUUAUGUGGAUCAUGAGAAUGAUGUUCUUUUAGUAGGGGAUGACCCAUGGGAAGAGUUUGUGAACUGUGUGCGUUGCAUUAAGAUCUUGUCCCCUCAAGAAGUACAGCAGAUGAGCUUGAAUGGAGAUUUUGGGAACCCUGUCCUUCCGAAUCAAGCAUGUAGCAGCUCUGACAAUGGCAAUGCAUGAAGUAAAACCAAAAUGCUAACAAAUUCUUCCACGUUGGGAACCUUAAUAUUAUUUGUGGAUUCUGUUCAUAGAUUUCUGUAUGGUGUUUUACUCUGCUUUAUCUGGGUUUUCAAUGGUUUUCCGAGCUUGCGGAAGUGGCAGGCAGAGCAAGAAAUUUCCAGCAAUCUGGUAAAAACUAAAGUUGUCCUAUGGCAGUUUUUUCUGUCCCAGCUCUAAAUUAUAAAACACAGAUCAAAAGCAGAAAGUCAGAGAUUUCAUCAUCAGACCAACCACAAACCAAAGAUGUAUGACUGGAUCAAGGUUCUUUAAGAUUUUUGUUCGGCUCAGUGAGGAAUCCAGUUUGUUUAUGCUUUUAAAAUAGUUGAGAUGUUUGAUGUUGUGAUGUUUGUUAGUCAACUGCUUUUCAACGUUUUUAGUAGCUGAGGAUUCUCCAUUUUGGAGGCAUUGUAGAAAGCAAAAGCAAGAAAUUAUAUGGCCUACUUUUGAGCGUAUAAAAAUGUGCAGAUUUCCUUCA